This is a messenger RNA of Periconia digitata, 1128 nucleotides long. NCBI's taxonomy places the organism in Eukaryota, Fungi, Ascomycota, Dothideomycetes, Pleosporales, Periconiaceae. The record is from the annotation of a GenBank genome assembly.
AUGGAAGAGGAAGUCGCCGCCCUCGUCAUUGACAAUGGUUCGGGUAUGUGCAAGGCCGGUUUCGCCGGUGACGAUGCGCCUCGAGCUGUCUUCCCCUCCAUUGUCGGUCGCCCCCGUCACCAUGGUAUCAUGAUUGGUAUGGGCCAGAAGGACUCGUAUGUUGGUGAUGAGGCACAGUCGAAGCGUGGUAUCCUCACUCUGCGAUACCCCAUCGAGCACGGUGUGGUCACCAACUGGGACGACAUGGAGAAGAUUUGGCACCACACCUUCUACAACGAGCUGCGUGUGGCCCCCGAGGAGCACCCCGUCUUGCUCACCGAGGCCCCCAUCAACCCCAAAUCCAACCGUGAGAAGAUGACCCAGAUUGUCUUCGAGACCUUCAACGCCCCCGCCUUCUACGUCUCCAUCCAAGCCGUUCUGUCCUUGUACGCUUCCGGUCGUACCACUGGUAUCGUGCUCGACUCCGGUGACGGUGUCACCCACGUUGUCCCCAUCUACGAGGGUUUCGCUCUUCCCCACGCCAUUUCCCGUGUCGACAUGGCUGGUCGUGAUUUGACCGACUACCUCAUGAAGAUUCUUGCCGAGCGCGGUUACACCUUCUCCACCACGGCCGAGCGUGAAAUCGUCCGUGACAUCAAGGAGAAGCUCUGCUACGUCGCUUUGGACUUCGAGCAGGAGAUCCAGACCGCCAGCCAGAGCUCCACUCUCGAGAAGUCCUACGAGCUUCCCGACGGUCAGGUCAUCACCAUCGGAAACGAGCGUUUCCGUGCCCCCGAGGCUCUCUUCCAGCCCUCUGUCUUGGGUCUCGAGAGCGGCGGUAUCCACGUCACCACCUUCAACUCCAUCAUGAAGUGCGAUGUCGAUGUCAGGAAAGAUCUCUACGGCAACAUUGUCAUGUCUGGUGGAACCACCAUGUACCCCGGUAUCUCCGACCGUAUGCAGAAGGAAAUCACCGCCCUCGCUCCCUCUUCCAUGAAGGUCAAGAUCAUCGCUCCCCCAGAGCGCAAGUACUCUGUCUGGAUCGGUGGUUCCAUUCUCGCCUCCCUCUCCACCUUCCAGCAGAUGUGGAUCUCAAAGCAGGAGUACGACGAGAGCGGUCCUUCGAUCGUUCACCGCAAGUGCUUCUAA